Messenger RNA from Pochonia chlamydosporia 170, 1665 nucleotides. Its product is annotated as nonsense-mediated mRNA decay protein 1. Gene Ontology annotation, molecular function: 5'-3' DNA helicase activity. Lineage: Eukaryota; Fungi; Ascomycota; Sordariomycetes; Hypocreales; Clavicipitaceae. Bases 1 to 1665 code for a protein of 554 amino acids. The record is from RefSeq and is a predicted model, not a curated record. The transcript has a single exon.
AUGUUCAAUCACUUGUUGAUCGAAGACCCUCGCCUACGCGCUGCUGCAGAGCGAACAGUCAAUUGCUUCGAUAUCAACCAGAAGCUUGCGUUCGAUGCUUUGAAGGCCAUGAAUUACGGACUUCUGUUCAUACCCGGCUCACCAGGCUCAGGCAAGACGCACUGGGCUUUGGGAGUCUCGGCAUUGGCGCAAAUGGGAUCAGACAAGGUCCGCGUUCUCUUUUUGCAAGACGUCAACAAACCUGUCGAUGAGGCCUGUCAUCGCAUGCAUCUUCUGUACAAAACCUAUGGUAUGGAGAAAAGCAUAAUUCGCCUCUCGUCUUGGCCGAAGGAAUCCCGUCGAUCUCUAAGCGUCGAAAGUCUCAAACCUGGUUCGCGGAAUGAAAGAUUUCCUGAUUUCCACACAGGGUUCUUCGCACAGUUGCUACGCAGAACUGCUUCCAACGCCCAGGAAGAAACACACUCCAAAACAGCUCCAACCCUUGAUGAGGCUGCUUGGCUGCACUUCGUCAAAAACCGGAAUGAAUUUCCUAUCGCAUCAGCGGCAUUUGACCAGAUACGCCGGGAUAAACGAGACAUCCACCACAUGCCAGGAAUCGAUCUAGGAGCCUGUAACGAUGAGCUACGGCGGCUGUAUGAAAAGGUGAUUAGCAGUGCCGACUUCAUAGCCACCACGCCUGUUGCAGCAGCCCAGGAGUCGUUCGCUAGCAUGUUCUCCCCAGAUAUCAUAUUCAUGGAUGAAGCCGCCCACGCUACGGAGCUAUCUGCUUUGAUACCCCUGGCACUUUUCAAGUCCAAAGCCUGUAUUUUUCUUGGGGAAUGCCGUACCACGCGCCCUUGUGUCCGUCACCAACACCAGCACAGCGAGCAAAUGAAGUAUCCAACUCUCAGUCGGGCUAUGAUGCACAAGGAUGCUGCCGUACCUGAGUGGUUAACAAAUCAUCGCUCACACAACAAACUGCACACGCUGCAUUCGGCACUAUACUAUGACGGCAGUGUUGAAUCUAAUACAGGGCCACAAACUGGUCCUAUCUCAGAAUCAUCAGCAGAGAUGGUCAUUUACAUGAACAGGCUGCGAGGGGUCCCCUGUGAUAUCCCGAGACUGUUGAAAUGGUUCGAUUUUGCCGCCACCGAGCAGGCAAAUCACGCACAGAGUCCUUACAGCUCCGCGCACUCGAGAUAUGUGAUAGCACGCGUCAAGGAACUGCUUGAGGUAGACUGGUUCAAGUCGACUUCUGAUGAUAUUUCUCCCGGUUCAAUAUUGAUUGUGACCUCUGCUGUUGAAUCCCAAAGAAAGUAUGAAAAGAGGUUGAAGUCCUUUGAGCCAGAACACCGCGAACGGGUUCGGGUCAGAACAGUUGGCACUACUCAAGGCAUUGAAGCCGAUGUGGUUUUCAUCGAUAUCGCAAGAGCAAAUGAAUAUAUCAACGAUACAUCCCUUCUCAAUGUUGCGCUCUCUAGAGCAAGACAAGCUGAGUUCAUUUUAUUGGAGUACCCUGAAAGCAGUCUGUAUGGGGCAUGUCUGAAGCAGAUUUACGACUGGUGCUCGGCAAAUGGACAAAAGGCCGAGAGUGACAUGGAAUUCGAAAAACACGACGAGAUGACUUCAUCCGAUCUUCAGUUGGUUGAGAAUGUUGGUAUGAAUCUGAAAAUAUCAGGUUGGUAA